CGGGGCCGGUUACCGGGGGGCCGCUGCACAAAUAAGAAGUUGUCUUUGUGUGGCGGCAGAGAGCUGACGUCAGGUCGGCUCCUUGAAGCGGAAUAAACCUGGAGAAGGAAGAGUCUCCUUCAAUCACACACACACUCACACACACUCACUCAAUUACUGCUCAAUUCCUGCUUUAGCAGUCGUCAUCUUCCAGCUCGCAGGAAGGCAAAGACGCGAGUAAACCGGGAGUGGAUUUGUGGAAAUAAGUCAAGUGUCGAAAGUAAAAACAAGGUGUUACAGCAGUUAUGUCAAAGAGCUGAAGACACCUCAAACGAUAUGGAGUCUGGAGAGCGGCUGGCCUCCCCUGCGCCCACCCUGUCUGCUGCUCGCACCUCCUCCCCCGCCGCCUCUUCCUCCUCGUCCUCCUCUUCCUCGUCUCCGGCACCCCACUCCAAGAGCGGCCUGGCCCCCAGCCCCUCGCCGCUCGGCCCCGCUCUCGGCGCCUCUGGCCGCCUGCUGGGCGCCGCAGGAGAGCAGCCCUUCAUGUCAAGUGCCUUCCCUCUGGUCAACCACCCCGCCUUCGGAGCGCUCUACACCGCCGGAGUGGGCCGGCCCGAGUUUGGCGGCCUGGGCUCGCUUGGCAUGUCCGCCGCUCUGGCCGCUCACCCCCAGCUGGGAGCCCUCUCCGAGUGGUGGCGCAGCGCCGAGGCUCAUGGACGAGGAGCCGCCGCCGCCUUUCUUCCUUCCUUCAUAGGUUUCCCUCCCUUCUUCACCCCGCACAUUCAGCCCAAUCACAGCGCUCCUUUAAGAAUGCCUGGCAAGAACAGCCUGGCCUCACCCAAAGGAGUGAACGGGGCGGUGAACGGCGGCGGCCUGUAUCCUCCUAGCAUGCAGACAGGAAGCUUCUCUGCAAGUCCCGCCCCCGCCCAGACGUCAAGCAGUCUAACCAAAAACUCUGAGACCUCCAACAGUCCCUGUCAGAUGAGUCCUGACCAUCUCCUGGGAAAUGACCUCCAAAAAAACAAGGAGAGGAGACAGCGCAAGAAGACGACGGAGGCCAGCGGCGCGAGCAACAGCGAGACGGGCACGUCCUCGGACAGCUCGAGCGAGGGCUCCCUCAGCAGCGACCCCGAGGACGAGGAAGAGGACGAGGAGGACGAGGACGAUGAAGAGGACAAAGAGCUGUCCGACUCUGAGAAGCGACUAAAGAAGAAGGUUCUGGCAGCGCCGGGCGGAAGGAGCAGCGGCGUAGCACCCUGUGGGCGGAGCCAGGACAAGCACAUACCAACAGUCCCCCCGGUCCUGUCCCCGACCUCGUCUAGACCCGAGGGGCAGCAGAAACACUUCAGCGUGAUCCAGUCCACGGGCCUGGCCGCCACCUCCAAGUUGUCUCUCCUGGCUCGGGAGUCCUCGUCCCCCAUGGCCCCCAUGGCCCUCACCACCUCCCCAAAGACCCUGUCCAGUUCUUCCUCGCCCAAACUGGUGCCCCCCUCCUCCUCCCCCCAGCACCUGCCCCUCGCCCUGGCCUCCUCCCCCAAGCCUGUUUCGGUGCCCUCGGCCUUCCCGCUAUCUACCUCCCCGAAACAUUUUGCUUUGACCUCAUCGAGCCCUCUCAAGUCGCCACUGAGGCCCCCGCAGCACGCCGCUGUUGGCGCCGCCAAGGCCAACCGCAGGAAGCUGCUGGAAGACUCUCUGGCGCAGAUCAACGAGUUUAGACUGAAACAGACUCUCAUGUCCCAGGGGCAGUCGUUCCCAGCUGAGCUGAGGAAGCCAACAAACAAGUCUCCCAAAGGGAAGUCUGCGUCGUCUUCGCCGUUGCCGCCCGCUCCGCCUCCGCCCCCGCCCCAGAACAAUCACUCCAACCUCUUCCUCUCCAGUGCCCUGCUGGGGCUCCCUGAGCCCAACCACCCUAACGGAGUCAUCCAAAGCACCACUCAGGACGCACCUCUGGCCCUCAUCACCAAACCUCGCAAUGACUCUCAAGGCAAGUCCCCUGACGGCGGAUCCAUGCCCGUCAAUCUCAGCACAGGGGCCAGCAGGACCCAAGCGAGCGCCCAGGCCGGGCUUCCGUCGCAGCCGCCGACUACCUCACUCCACGCCGCCAGCUACGGCUGCAGGAAGAGCAAGACGCCAAAGGCGGGUAGGGCACUGACUCCGGGACUGGCGCAAGGAACGCAGCAAACGGGGCCUUUAGCCAGCUGGAAAGGCUUCUCCCAAAACCACCUGGUUCAGUCUUUAGUGGAUUUGUUUCGCGGAGGAGAGUCCGGCAUCGGGAUCCCAGGAGUUAGCAUCCCCGGUGUUGGGAUUCCCGGGGUGGGGAUCCCUGGGACCUGUACCCCCGUGGCUGGUCUGCCGGCCAACAAGGAAUCCGACGACUCGGCAGACGACGACGACGACGAGGACGACGAUCUUGAAGAGGAGGAGGAAGACGAGGAGGACUCGGAUGAUAGUUUGUCAGAGUCGGACAGCAACUCGGACAGCGACGUGUCGGCAAAGAAAGCCAAGGAGUCCAAGCAGCUGUCCUCCGGCUCGUCCAAGAAGGAGACCAAGAGCCCAGACCUACUGAACACCUCCACGGAUCACACCGCCACCAGCUGCUCGCCUCUCAAUCUGCAGGUCAUCAAGACGCCCACCAUUGUCACCAGCGCCAGUGCCUUGGCCUAUCACAGCUCGCCUGGGUCCUCCUCCUACAGCCUGGCCUCUCCUCUAGGUUUAGGGAAGAGGAAGCGAGUGAUGGAUGAGAAGGACCUGAUGACACCUCUGGAGUUGGGGUGGCGCAGAGAAACUCGAAUCAAAAACGUGACAGGGCGACCUCAAGGGGAGGUGGCCUACUACGCCCCGUGUGGCAAGAAGCUGAGACAGUACCCGGACGUGAUGAAGUAUCUAUCCAGAUAUGGAAUAAGUGGCAUCACGCGUGAUAAUUUUAGCUUCAGUGCAAAGAUCAGGGUUGGUGACUUCUAUGAAGCCAGAGAAGGACCCCAGGGCUUACAGUGGAGUCUGUUGAACGAAGAGGAAGUCAUUCCUCACAUUUUGGCCAUGGAGGGUCGCAGGGGCCGCCCCCCCAGCUCCGAGCGUCAGUUAGCGGGCGAAGGGGCCAAAGCCAACCGACGCAGGAAAGGCCGGCCCCCCAAUGUGGGCGACCCGCUGGUGCCGGAGGGUCCCAGUCCCAGUGAGGUCAAACUCCUGCGCAAGCUGGAGGCUCAAGAAAUCGCCCGACAAGCAGCUCAGAUGAAACUGAUGAGGAAACUGGAGAAGCAGGCGAUGGCACGGGCGGCCAAGGAAGCUCGCAAACGGCAAGCGAUCCAGGCAGCAGAGGAGAGGAGGAAGCAGAAGGAGCAGAUGAAGAUUCUCAAGCAGCAGGAAAAAAUCAAGCGCAUUCAGCAGAUCCGGAUGGAGAAAGAACUCCGGGCCCAGCAGAUUCUGGAGGCCAAGAGGAAAAAGAAAGAAGAAGCUGCCAAUGCCAAAAUACUGGAGGCUGAAAAGCGGACAAAGGAGAAGGAGAUGAGGAGGCAGCAGGCGGAGAUCUUGAAGCACCAGGAGUUGGAGAGGCAUAGACUAGAUAUGGUAUGGGAGAGAGAGAGAAGGAGGCAGCAUGUAAUGCUGAUGAAGGCUGUUGAGGCUCGCAAAAAAGCAGAGGAGCGCGAGCGCGUGCGGCAGGAGAAAAGGGACGAGAAGCGGCUGAACAAAGAGCGCAAGCUGGAGCAGCGCCGGCUGGAGUUGGAGAUAGCCAGGGAGCUGAAGAAGCCCAACGAGGACAUGUGUCUCUCGGACCAUAAGCCUCUCCCCGAAUUCUCCCGGAUCCCCGGCCUCAUCCUCCCUGGCUGCGCCGUGUCCGACUGCCUGAUGCUGAUGCAGUUCAUGCGGGGCUUCGGCAAGGUCUUGGGACUGGACUUGAACAUGGACGUGCCAACCCUGGGCAUGCUGCAGGAGGGUCUGCUCAACGUGGGCGACAGCAUGGGCCAGGUCCAAGAUCUUCUCGUCAAGCUCCUUUCUCUGGCCGUCUGUGACCCCGGCUUGCCACCUGGACAAAAGACAAAGACCAUGCUGGGGGACCACCUGACCAACGUGGGCAUCAACAGGGACAACGUGUCCGAGGUGCUCCAGAUGUACAUGGGGGCCCACUGUGCCAACACCGACCUGGCCCCUCUGGCCCUCAGUCUGAAGACCAAGGCCUUCCAGGCACACACGCCCGCCCAGAAGGCAUCCAUCUUGGGCUUCCUGGCCAACGAGCUGGCGUGCAGCAAAGCCGUCAUCAGUGAGAUUGAGAAGAACCUGGACCAGAUGGCCAACAUGAGGAAGGAUAAAAUCAUUAUGGAGGGGAAACUUAAGAAAAUGAAGACGGUGUAUGCCAAGCGCACGGGCAAGAGGGAGGCUGGCGUGGGCGUGGAGGAGAACCAGUCGGUGGGCACGCCCUCCUCCGCCGCUAAACGCAAAAUGAAGCUGGGCGGCGACAGCGAGGACGACGAGGACGACGAGGACGACAGCGACGAGCCGGCAGACGACGACGAAGAGGAGGAGGAGGAAGACGUCAUUAAGAAGGUUAAAAAAGUGGAGACGUACGAUGAGGAGGAAGUGGACCACGCCACCAGUGUGGAGGAGCUGGAGAAGCAGAUCGACAAAUUGGCUAAGCAACACCACCAGACCAGGAGAAAGCUCUUUGAGAUCUCCCACUCCCUCCGCUCCAUGAUGUACGGCCAGGACCGCUACCGCCGCAGAUACUGGGUGCUCCCCCACUGCGGGGGGGUCUUCAUCGAAGCCAUGGAGAGCGGAGAAGCUCCCGAGGAACUGGAGGAGGAGCGCCAGAGGAGGAGGAGAGCGGCGGCAGAAGUCCAAGUCAAGGAGGAACCUCAGGAGUUUGAGGUCCAGAAAGAGAAGUCCUGCUCUCAGGAGGAGGAGACGGGGAAGAAGGAGUCCCCGGGCUGCUUCUACCGACAACAAGACUACGUUUCCCACCUCUGCUCGGAUGCUCUGAGAGAAGCCGUGAAGGAGGAGCGUGGACCUCCUCCCGCCUCCUCCUCCUCCUCCUCCCCGGCCAAGAUUGCCGUCAUCAGCGGUAACAACGUCCCCGCUCCGUCCUCGCCGCCGCAGCCCAACGACCAGCUGCUUCGAGUCCUGACGGAGAGGAGCGGCCACUGGUUCAGUCUGCUGCCCCGCGCCCCCUGCGACCUCUCCUCCCUCACCACCACGCCCCCUCAGGCCUCCUCCACGCCCAGCAAAGCCAAGUCUCCUCCCCCCUCCCCCGCCCUCCCGCUCACGCCUUCUGCCGCCUCCGCCUCUGCAAGCCCGCACCACCCGGUGGGCCUCCUCACCUACCCGCUCUCAGCUCUGCAGGUGAAGUCGGGAGGUUCCUACCUGGGCGUGUCCUUAGGGAGCUGGUCCAGCGGCAUGGUCAGUCCCGGCCUGCCCGCCUGCAGCAGCCCCAGUCCCGCGCCGGGUCACUCGGCGGAGGGCAACACUGCAGCCAGCGUGUCCAGCAAGAGCGACUCGCCUCUACCUCCUCUUGACAAAAGCUCCUCCAUGCCGUCUCCUGCCCUGGAGCUUCCAAAGUCUCUGGACCGCCUCACGCCUCGGCCUAUCCCUGAGGACAUGCUGACAGGGUGGUGGCGCGUGUCGGACAUGGAGGAGCUGAAGGCCUUGGUGGCAGCGCUCCACAGCCGAGGCGUGAGGGAGAAAACCCUCCAGAGGCAGAUGCAGAAGUACCUGGAAAUCAUCCCGCAGGUGUGCACCAAACACAGAGACGUGGCCAUGAUUGAGCUGCGGGAGCUGGAGGAGAGCCAGGUGAGUGUGGAGUCGGUGCGAGGCUGGUGUGUGGAGGAGCAGGCCAUGGAGAUGGACAUCGCUGUUUUGCAGCAGGUGGAGGAACUGGAGAGGAAGGUGACGGCUGCCAGUCUACAAGUCAAGGGCUGGACACAUUUGGACCCUCAGUCCGAGAGGGAAGACCUGGUGUAUUACGAGCAUAAGCCCCCCACCAAGUCAGGACCGUCGUGCACUCACGGGGGCGACAAGGACAGCAGGGACCACCCGGAGGAGCGGGGGGAAAAGGGCGGGGUGACGCGCCACCCGGACAACCCACUGGACAUAGCAGUGACACGUCUGGCUAAUCUGGAGCGCAACGUGGAGAGAAGGUACCUGAGGAGCCCCUUAGGUACCACCAUUCAGAUCAGGCUGGAUAAUGUGGGUACGGUCACUGUCCCCGCCCCCGCACCAUCCUCUAGUGCUGACAGGGAAGGCGGCGAAGAGGAGGUGGCCCACGGCAUGAAGGUGUGGAGGAAGGCCCUGAAUGAAGUGCGCAGUGCCGCCCAGCUGGCCAUGUGCAUCCAGCAGCUGCAGAAGUCCAUCGCUUGGGAGCGCUCCAUCAUGAAAGUGUACUGUCAGAUGUGCAAGAAGGGCGACAACGAGGACCUCCUGCUGCUCUGUGACGGCUGUGACAAAGGCUGCCACACCUACUGUCACAAGCCCAAGAUCACCUGCAUCCCCGAGGGAGACUGGUACUGCCCGGCCUGCAUAUCCAAGGUCUUUAUGCAGCACUUUCUGCGGGCGAGCGGUCCAACGCCCAAAGGCAAGAAGCCUCCAAGCAAGGCAGCAGCAUCGUCGGGGGCGUCAGCAGCCAAGAAAGGCGGCGAGGGCGGCAAGAAGAACAUGAAGCAGGGUAACGGAGACGUGUCGGAAGAGGAGUCGGCCAGCGCCAGCAGCACGCCCAAGAAAGGUUCCAAGGACAGCAGCCGCAAGAGGAAAGAGGAUGGCUCCUCCCCUGCCGUGCCAACGUCCAAUCAGGAGAGUCCUGUGUGUGUGAAGAGGGCCAAGACGGCUCGAGACAACAACAGAGACUUGGGUUUAUGCAGGGUUCUCUUGGCUGAGUUGGAGCGACAUCAGGACGCCUGGCCUUUUCUCACGCCCGUCAACCUCAAGUCUGUCCCCGGAUACAGGAAGGUGAUCAAGAAGCCCAUGGACUUCUCCACCAUACGUGAGAAGCUCGUUAGCAGCCAGUACCAGAACUUGGAGACGUUCAUCAUCGACGUGAACCUGGUGUUCGACAACUGCGAGAAGUUCAACGAGGACAACUCUGACAUCGGGCGGGCGGGUCACAACAUGAGGAAGUUCUUCGAGAAGCGCUGGACUGAACUCCUCAAACAAACCAAUUAAUCCUGGCGGCCUUCCCCUCCCGCUGCCCCCCCCGCCGCCCCCCCCAGACGGGCGGAGAAGGGCGUGCAAUACCACUCAGAAGUCUGCACUGAACCAAUACUUUCCACUCCUGUACAUACUUUUUUGUUAUUUAAUGGUAUUAUAGUGAAUGUAUUUAAUUUUGUAAUAAUUAUUUAUGAACCGAGGUCCACUUCAUUUUCUAUGAAAAGGAAGAAUCGAGAAAGGAAUGUGUCUGCGUUCGGAUUUUUUCCCCCCCCCCAAAAUGUCCCAGCCAGCCAAGUAGAGGACAGCUGUUUACACCGUAGGCGCGUACAGUACUAUGUCGGCUGUAAAUAGACUUGUUUGUAUGAAGAAUAUUCCCAUAUUGUUUAUGCCUUAGAAUGAUUGUAGCAUUCUGUUUGUACAUGCCCUGCAAACACUCUGCUCGUGCCUAGCCUUCCAGCGUUUUGCGUGGCGGUGUGUGACGUCAUCUGAGGCGGGGGGGGCAGGGGGGGCGGCGGCGACGGCGACGCAGACAUCAUUCCUCGGCGUGGAGGAGAGAGAGAAGAGAAAAAAAACCCUAAAAAAACAAGUGAUGCAUUUCCUCACCUGCCAGAGGACCUACAGGCCAUUUGUAACCACUGUGUUGAACCUUGCUGUGUUGUGGCCUGACGGAGGCAGCUAGAUUUGUUUUGUACCCAAGUCGAAAGUACUUGAAGUUACUUUAUUUAAGAUAUUGUGGGGGAAAAAAAAAAAAAAGUAUCAUUCUUUUGUAGGAGCUUUAUUUUUCACUAGUGUGUGGCACGGACCUAUUAAAAGGAUGUUUUUCAACGUAAAAAAAAGGCCUCCACCUUUUUCUUUUCAUCUCAAGAGUUGUCCACAUUCCAGGACUCAUAGGACAUUUUCCUAGCCCCUUCCUGCUCCGUCGCUGAUAAAAACGUGUCAAACUCCGGGCCAUUUUAUGUGUCAAUAAAAUGAUCUUUUCUUACUAAA
Molecule: messenger RNA, 8094 nt
Organism: Nerophis ophidion (straightnose pipefish)
Lineage: Eukaryota; Metazoa; Chordata; Actinopteri; Syngnathiformes; Syngnathidae
Gene: baz2ba
Product: bromodomain adjacent to zinc finger domain, 2Ba
Exons: 38
Coding region: 316-7122 (2268 amino acids)
Molecular function (GO): protein binding; DNA binding
Source: RefSeq, a predicted model, not a curated record